Molecule: messenger RNA, 6680 nt
Organism: Podarcis muralis (Common wall lizard)
Lineage: Eukaryota; Metazoa; Chordata; Lepidosauria; Squamata; Lacertidae
Gene: PCDH9
Product: protocadherin 9
Biological process (GO): homophilic cell-cell adhesion
Cellular component (GO): plasma membrane
Molecular function (GO): calcium ion binding
Source: RefSeq, a predicted model, not a curated record
CGAGCGAGGAAGGGGAGAGCGAGCGAAGGAGGGAGCGCGCGCCGGAGACGGGAGGAGAAGCAGCCUGCGCCGCCCGCCUUGCCUUGCCUCCGCGGCCGAGCAACAGCCCGCUCCGGGUCCGCGCGCCGGGGCAGCCCCCCAGCCUCGCCCCCGGCCAGGAGGUCCCGGGCAAGGCGAGGGCUCUGCGGACAGAAGUUGCGCGCUCAGUUUGCUGGCGGCGCGGAAGGCGAGCGCAGCGCCAGGCGCGGGCACCGGGCGGCCGGGCGGCAGAGCGGGGCAUGCCCUGAUCCGGAGGAGAAGCGCGCUCAGCGCCGGGCUGCGGGGCCGCCUUGGCCGGGGCUGGGGAGCCGGCGGUGUCGCCUGCGCCGCCGCGAGAGGGAUCGGCAUCGCUUUGAUCAGCAUCCUCCUCGUCAUCCUCGGAGUGAGGAGGAAGAGCAAGUAAAUAAGGGAGGGGCAGAGCGGGAGACGAGGUGGAGGGAGGACGAGAGAGACGCGCCGAGAGAAGCAUGGCGAACCCGGACGGAACUGUGAAUUUGUUCUCUGGAGUUGUGAAUUUGCCACCGAGGAACAACACCUCUGCUCUGGAGGAGGAAGCGCCCGCCUGGCCGGCUGCUUGCUGAUUCCCCUUCCACCUCUCCUCUCCCUCCAAAAAAGACGAAUUUGGUGGCUACCUGGGUGCCCGAUGCCUUGUGCGGGGCUUCCUCUGCGUCUUGGUCCUGGGAGAUCGGAUCCUUCCUCGGCUGCUGCUGCUGCAGUUCAUCGGCACACGAAAAAGCGGCUACUGGCUGUCUGGAAGCAAGAGCUCUGAUGUGAUGCAUCCUGCAGUCCUCCCCUUGCGAACGAGGCAGCAGCAUUCCAUCCUGGAAACCUUGAAACCCUGAGAAGGAGCUAUAAACACAUUAUCAUGGACCUGAGGGAUUUUUACCUGUUGGCUGCCCUGAUUGCCUGUUUAAGGCUGGAUUCUGCUGUGGCUCAAGAACUUAUUUACACCAUCCGAGAGGAGCUACCGGAAAACGUCCCCAUCGGGAACAUACCAAAGGAUCUGAACAUUUCUCACAUCAAUGCUGCCACAGGAACCAGCGCUAGUCUUGUCUACAGACUGGUCUCCAAAGCAGGGGAUGCCCCUUUGGUGAAAGUGUCCAGCACCACAGGGGAGAUCUUUACCACCUCCAACAGAAUCGACAGAGAGAGACUCUGUGCAGGCGCUGCCUAUGCUGAAGAGAAUGAGUGCUUCUUUGAGCUGGAGGUGGUGAUUCUCCCAAACGACUUCUUUCGGCUGAUCAAGAUCAAAAUAAUUGUGAAGGAUACCAAUGACAAUGCCCCCAUGUUUCCUUCCCCUGUCAUCAACAUCUCCAUACCUGAAAACACUCUGAUCAACAGCCGCUUUCCGAUCCCGUCAGCCACAGACCCUGACACUGGUUUCAAUGGGGUGCAGCACUAUGAACUUUUGAAUGGGCAAAGUGUCUUUGGGCUGGAUAUCGUGGAAACUCCAGAAGGGGAGAAGUGGCCUCAGCUGAUUGUGCAGCAGAACUUGGACAGGGAGCACAAAGAUACCUAUGUCAUGAAAAUCAAAGUCGAGGAUGGAGGAACCCCCCAGAAAUCCAGCACAGCUAUCCUCCAGGUCACAGUAAGUGAUGUCAAUGACAACAGGCCGGUUUUUAAAGAGAGUCAGGUGGAGGUUCACAUACCAGAGAAUGCCCCUGUAGGUACCUCGGUCAUUCAGCUGCAUGCCACAGACGCAGAUAUAGGAAGCAAUGCGGAAAUCAGAUAUAUUUUUGGUGCCCAGGUUGCUCCUGCAACUAAAAGACUCUUUGCUUUAAACAACACAACUGGGCUGGUGACAGUUCAGAGGGCCUUAGACCGAGAGGAAACUGCCAUCCACAAGGUGACGGUGCUGGCCAGUGAUGGUAGCUCUACACCUGCCCGGGCAACUGUUUCCAUCAAUGUGACUGAUGUUAACGAUAACCCCCCUAACAUAGACCUCAGGUACAUUAUAAGUCCCAUCAAUGGCACAGUGUACUUAUCUGAGAAAGACCCCAUCAAUACCAAGAUUGCCCUAAUUACGGUCUCAGAUAAGGAUACUGAUGUGAAUGGCAAAGUGAUCUGUUUCAUUGAGAGAGAAGUGCCAUUCCACUUGAAGGCUGUUUAUGACAACCAGUACUUGUUAGAGACCUCUUCCUUGCUGGACUAUGAGGGCACCAAAGAAUUCAGCUUUAAAAUAGUUGCCUCCGAUUCUGGCAAGCCCAGUUUGAACCAGACCGCCCUAGUAAGAGUUAAGCUGGAAGAUGAAAAUGACAACCCUCCAAUUUUCAGCCAGCCUGUAAUUGAGCUGUCCGUUUCCGAAAACAACCGCCGUGGUCUGUACUUAACAACUAUUAGUGCCACAGAUGAGGACAGUGGGAAAAAUGCAGACAUUGUUUAUCAGCUUGGCCCCAACGCCUCCUUUUUUGAUUUGGAUCGAAAGACAGGGGUUUUGACAGCUUCCCGAGUCUUUGACAGAGAAGAGCAGGAGAGGUUCAUUUUUACUGUUACGGCCCGAGACAAUGGCACCCCUCCCCUGCAAAGUCAAGCUGCUGUAAUCGUUACAGUAUUGGACGAGAAUGACAACAGUCCCAAAUUUACUCAUAACCAUUUUCAAUUUUUUGUGUCGGAGAACUUACCAAAGUAUAGCACCGUAGGAGUGAUCACAGUGACUGAUGCAGAUGCAGGAGAAAAUAAAGCUGUCACUCUCUCCAUCCUGAACGACAAUGAGAACUUUGUUCUGGAUCCUUACUCUGGAGUUAUAAAGUCCAACGUUUCUUUUGACCGAGAGCAGCAGAGUUCCUACACCUUUGACGUCAAGGCCAUCGAUGGAGGACAACCGCCUCGUUCUUCUACCGCAAAAGUCACUAUAAAUGUCAUGGAUGUUAAUGACAACAGCCCUGUGGUUAUCUACCCACCUUCAAAUACUUCUUUCAAACUGGUGCCUCUCUCUGCUAUCCCUGGCUCUGUUGUGGCUGAAGUGUUUGCUGUUGACAUUGACACGGGAAUGAACGCUGAGCUGAAAUAUACAAUCGUAAGUGGAAACAACAAAGGUUUGUUCCGUAUUGAUCCGGUGACGGGUAACAUUACCCUGGAAGAAAAACCUACUCCUACUGAUGUAGGGCUGCAUCGAUUAGUGGUCAAUAUCAGUGACCUGGGUUAUCCUAAAUCUCUGCAUACCCUUGUCCUUGUGUUUCUGUACGUCAAUGACACGGCUGGAAAUGCCUCUUAUAUUUAUGACUUGAUUCGCAGGACUAUGGAAACACCUUUGGACAGGAACAUUGGGGACAGCAGCCAGCCUUAUCAAAACGAGGACUACCUUACCAUCAUGAUUGCUAUUGUGGCAGGUGCCAUGGUGGUCAUUGUGGUGAUCUUUGUCACUGUUCUGGUCCGCUGCCGCCACGCCUCCCGCUUCAAAGCUGCCCAAAGGAGCAAGCAAGGGGCAGAGUGGAUGUCUCCCAAUCAGGAGAACAAACAGAACAAGAAAAAGAAGCGGAAGAAAAGGAAGUCUCCCAAGAGUUCUCUGUUGAAUUUUGUUACCAUUGAGGAAUCCAAACCGGAGGAUGCCGUUCAUGAACCUAUCAACGGGACCAUUAGCCUUCCAGCUGAGCUGGAGGAGCAAAGUAUAGGAAGAUUUGACUGGGGCACGGCCCCACCCACCACCUUUAAGCCUAACAGCCCUGAUCUUGCUAAGCAUUACAAAUCUGCCUCUCCACAGUCCGCUUUCCAUCUUAAGCCUGACACUCCCGUCUCGGUGAAAAAGCACCACGUGAUUCAGGAACUCCCUUUGGACAACACCUUUGUUGGGGGUUGUGAUACCCUUUCCAAACGCUCUUCCACUAGUUCAGAUCACUUCAGUGCCUCAGAGUGCAGUUCCCAAGGAGGCUUCAAGACAAAGGGCCCCUUGCACACCAGACAGGCACUGAAUUUUGGAGAUAUGCCGAAGUACUUGUGGGAGAUUUGGGUACCUGACAAACCAUGGGUGUCCCAGCGCCGUGUUACGUUUCACCUCCCCGAUGGCUCCCAGGAAAGCUGCAGUGACAGUGGUCUAGGAGAUCAUGAGCCUGUGGGUAGUGGUACCCUGAUCUCACACCCUCUCCCUCUGGUUCAGCCGCAGGACGAAUUCUACGACCAGGCCUCACCGGACAAGAGGACCGAAGCGGACGGCAACUCCGAUCCCAACUCUGGAUUCAAAGAAUGCAUGAAGGCGCAAACUGGAACUGGAAUCUCGGUCCCCCAUGUGGCUGUAUAUAUGAGUGAUGGACCUCUUGGCCCUCGAGGAUUAGCUGAAGCUACUGAGAUGUGCACUCAAGAAUGCCUGGUCCUGGGUCACUCAGACAACUGUUGGAUGCCUCCCUCUUUGGGUUCGUACCAGCAGCCAAAGUCUCCACUCUCCACCUUUGCACCUCAGAAGGAAUGGGUUAAGAAAGACAAACUGGUGAAUGGCCACACGUUGACCAGAACCUGGAAAGAAGACAGCAACAGAAACCAGUUCAGUGACCGAAAGCAGUUUGGCUCGGGGGAAGGCCAUUUCAACCCUGGCAAUCCCAUGGCUGACAUUCCUUUGGCUAACUUGAAAUCCUAUAAACAAGCAUCAGGACCAGUGGAGAGUCCAAAGGAGAACCAGCUAUAAGGAAAGGCUUCUUUGGAACAGUGACUUUAGCCUAGUUAGACUUGCUAAUACUGUGUGUGUGUGUGUGUGUGUGUGUGUGUGUGUGUGUGUGUGUGUGUCAGAGCUUUAUGUACUGAGUAGACCUCUAGAACUAUGCGUCACAUAGCAGAGAUAUGCAUAACUUUGUGGUAGCUCCAUGGAACUGCAACACAAAAGAGCAUUUCUACUAGUUGUGUGGUUUUGUUAAAUAGAAAUAAUCAAACUCUUACAGAGAAUCUCUCCAGUUUGCAAAAUAUCUUAAUUUUUUUCAAUUUGCUUGGGAUAACGGGUGGGGGUUUGUUUAUGUUCCUUUGUUUUUUUGACCCUGGACUUGCUGCUGCAAAUAGUAGAAGAUUCACAUGGAGAGAGCGAAAAAGAAAGAGAGAAUGUGUGAGAGAGAGACGGUGGAUUGCAAUUCUUAGAAAGCAUAUCCAAUUAGGAAAUUGUGUUAUUGUUACCAUUGAUUUUGUGCUGGGACUGCUAUACUUGACAUCUUUACUGAAACAAAACAACUAAAAUUGCAAACAUUAAACCUACUGUGCUAUUAACAACGUUAGUGGACACUUGUUAAGUCAAUCAGUGUUCAAGUACUUGUAAAUAGAAUCAAUUAUUAUUAAUAACUUUUGUGUACUUAUAACGGUCACCUAAAAAAAAAAUACUGUAGCAUAAUUCUGUGUUUCACAGUUGCUUUUUUCUACUUUAUUUCAUUUGCUUCCUGUUGUUUAUUAUUAUUAUUUUGUUUCUUUUGGUGAUGGUGUUUCUGUGUUGGUAGUCUGUCUGACACACAAUGUUCCAAGGAGCUCAAAACACUUGUGUUAAAAACUGAGGAAAAGAGGGAGGGGAGGGCAAUAUUUUAUUUUACAUGACAAAAAAUUGCCAAUAAAAUUAUUGCCAAUUCUGAAAUAACACUUGAAGUAAGGGCUUUGAGAUUUUAGCCACUAUUAUUAUUUUUGUUGUUUUUCUGAUUUGCAAAGCAAAGGGGAGAAAAAGAGAACACAAACCAUGACAGCAGCUGAAUGGACAUUAUUGGCUGCAAUCAUGCUAGAGAGUGAUACUAGUCAAAAUUAGGUGGAGGGUAAGGGGAACAAUCUGCUGCUGAGUGGUUCCAAUAUACAAGCCCCAUCGCACUGAAUGGGAGGUGCCUAAGUGCCCAUUCAUAUCAAUGGAGCUUGUGCGGGAACAUUUCUUGAGUUAUUUUGUACCCAGUAAAUCCAUAUCUAACAAUUGCUUUUUAAAACGAUUGGGCUGUGUGUGUCUAUACCUAAGACAGUUUGUAUUGCUCAAAUGGCAGCGGUUGUGUUGAUCUUCAUCUGCAUUGAUGUUGUAGUAACACAAGUGUUUUUAGAUCAUAGCCACAAAAUAUUUAAUGUGUCGUGCCUUCAUGAUGUAACCAAGCAUUCUCCUGGUAGGCUAGUUGGGGGAAAUGAAAGGGUUCAAUCUCUAAUUCUUGCUGUUUAACUGUUUGUUACCAUAGUUGGUCAAUGCCUGGCAGGUACCAGUGUUGUGUCACUUGAAUCAAACCAGCAAAGUGACUCCUAAUGUUAAUAAGAUCUCAGUUGCACGUCUAAUAAAUCCUAAUCUGAACAUUCUUAGGCGUUUUUUUCUUAAGGCAUGACAGACAAUUUAAACAAAUAGCAUGCAACAUGGGUGGGGGGGGAGUCCUUAAAGUACAAAAGAAAAAAUUAUCUUAUUCCACAGUUAAACAUCAGUCUUAAAAUAAACACACAGAAAAAUAAAGGUAGCUAAUAUUGAUGGUUAAUUUGUUCUUACCAAAACUAACCGAAGUUAUUUUGUAUAUAGCAGUUCACGUUUUCUUUCCUCCACAAUAUACAAGCAUAAAAUGGGUUAGGGGUGCAUUGCUUAUUGCAGUACUUAUGUCAGUUUGUGAGGGGUGUUUGAUGACUUUGACCGAAUAAAUAUCUAAACAGUUAUCCUUGUUACUGCUUUGCCAGUUCAACGUUAUUUACAGUUAUUCAGCUCUUGCAAUAAAUGUUCUGAAUUCCUGAUU